AUGGAGUUCCCAACGGCGAACGUGGGAAAAAGGGCCUUUGUAAGUCUACAAUCCUCAGGACCGAACUCAAAUCUGGGCCGAUAUCGACUACAAGAUCCAAGUAAGGCUCCGGCAAUAUUCGCGCUGUUUCAAGACUGUCUCGCGUCCAGACAUAGCCAAUGUAUUCACAGUCAUUUGCCACAACAUUAG
Molecule: messenger RNA, 189 nt
Organism: Haemonchus placei
Lineage: Eukaryota; Metazoa; Nematoda; Chromadorea; Rhabditida; Trichostrongylidae
Source: the annotation of a GenBank genome assembly